UUUGAUCAUAAACUCUAAAAUAUUGUAGAUACUACAAACAGAAUGGUUACAUCAAAUGGAACAGAAGACAGGGAGGUAAAAAGUAACUCCACCAUUCCAACUGGUCCAUAUUUCAGUAGUAGUGCAGAUACAGUUAUCGGUUACAUCUACUUCUUCAUUUGCAUUGUCGGGACGGUAUUUAACUUCAUGAUGCUGGUGGUAAUUGUGAUGAAGUUCCUCAAAAAGAAGUUCAACCCUACCUCUAUCAUUAUGUUACAGUUAUGUGUCAUUGACCUGAUAGGGUGCUCCAUCCAGGCCCCUGUCGUCAGCUACGCUUUGGUGAAAGGAAGGGAGUUUGGGAUAGAGAACCAGCAAGCCUUCACAGUGUUUUGUGAUAUCAUCGGGUAUUUGUCCACCCUCCUUCCCCUCCUCUCAAUCUACCUCACCUCCAACCUCUGCUUCAUUCGGUUUAUUGGUGUGUACUACGUGUUCAGCAGUAGGAGAAUAAUGACGAUCAACAAGGCUUUGAUACUUAGCUUUGUCUCCUGGACUAUUCCCGUACUUAUCUCCGCUCUUCCUUUCUACGACAACUUCCACUUCGUGUACUACAAAGCAGUUGGAGCCUUCUACAUGCUGAUAGACUACAACCAGUACUCUUACCCCAAGCUUAUCAAACUGUUCAUCAACAUGUCCAUCACCAUCCCAUUCCUGGUCACUGUGGUUUGCUGUUCUCUUGUCGUCCUUAAACUCAGGAAUAACACCCGAGAACAGGAGCAGUUUCAGAGGACAUCAGUCACAAAUAACGAGCACAUGACGGUUAACGAGCGACUCAGAGAACACAGCAGAUCUGCCAGUACCUCAACAUCCCGCCUCUCCGUCUCCCGGGAAAACUCCCACGAUCCCAAACGGGAAAACUCCCGGGAAUCUAACAGUACUUCUGCCAAGUCCGCAUCAAUAAACCUACUGCGGGAGAACUCCCAGUUCUGGUUGAGGAAGAUCUCUGUGACGCUAGUGCCGCCAAGUCCCCGAUCUAUGGCUAUGUCUCACGCGGACGAGCUCCACGCCAGACCCUCUCGGCAGAUGUCCCAGCUUCGUGACACGGACAGUUCCCGGCGAGCGAGCAUCACCAUCACCAUAAUCACCCUCGCAUUUAUCAUCAGUUACGGUCCUUACAUGAUCCUGUGGCUCUACAGUCUCAUCACUUUCGAGUUGGAGCUGGCCAGCCCUAUUAUCGACUACAACCACAAGAGCUGGCACGUGUAUCUCUACGUGUAUCUGGUCAGUACCACAGUCCUCAGUACCUUCAACUCCAGCAUCUUCCCUCUCAUCUACUUCGUGAGGAUCAAAGGCAGGAUGUUGGGCAGAGUCUGGGAUUCUAUCAAGGGCAGAUGGGCUCUCCUCGUUGAGAAGUCGGACAAUAAAUACCAUAGAUACUUCCAGAUGGAGCUGCAGCGAAACAAAGUUCGUAACGGUAAAUGUAAUGGUGCGCCCAGUCCGGUGUAAAACAGUAAGACAUUAGUUACAGUGAACGAUCUACAGAUCAACAUUAACUAUUUGAUCAUUGAUUUUCAACAUGUACUUAAUAAUCUAAAGACUUUGCUGUUUGUGGAGCCGGGAGAUGUAAGUGGAGCUUCCCGGUUCCAGCAGGAACGGGUUCCGGGUAAGGAUAUGCAUAUCCCGCAACAUGUGCCACAUUCUAUAAAAUUGGACAAACGUGUGCCACAUAUCCGAAAAUGUGCCUCAUUCACAAAAUGUGCCUCAUUUCAGAAAAUCUUUCACAAUCUCAUACAUUAUUAGGUGUUGGUCGCAUAUUACGUAAUCACUUUUUAAAGCUUCACUUUUUGGGCAAUUCUUAGGUUUAACCUCCUCAUCCUCCGUAAUCUGCAGUUUUACGCAUGGCUAUUGUGUUAAAAUUACAAUUGCGUAAUCAUUUAUAUUAUUAUUAUAUAUUAGAAAUCCCCUGCCUCCCCCUCACUGAUUACGUAAUAUGUCAAUAUGAACGACCCCUUAUCUCACCUUGUGUGCCUCAUUUCUGCUAAUCCUUUCAGAAAAUCACGUCAUACAUCCUUUAAAAAUGUGCUACUCAUCACAAAAUAUGUCACAUCACAAUAUGUGCUUCAUUUUAGAAAAUCUUACGCAAUAUCAUUCAUCCUUACGUUUACCUAGUAUUAUAGUGUAUGCUAAAUUUCACACUGGCUUUUUAUAACAUCACAUGUUGAUUUGUAAGCAAAAUGGCACAGGUCCUCACUUUCUUACAAAAGCAUUGUAUUGCUUUUAAUUUGUAACAUAAUUUAGCUUGUCAAACUGAUUUUCAAGCCAACAAAAGACAUUGAACUUUGAAGGAAAUAGUUGUUAAAUAGGAAGAUAGGAAGAUAUGUGUAUAUUGAUGAGUUGCGAUUCAGUUGAUCACUCAACUAACAUUCAUUCAGCGGGACUCGGGAUAGAUGUUUUUAAGGUUCAGAAAGAAAAGAAGAUGAAAUUAUAAUGGGCUGAGUGGUCAACUUUUAGAUAGGAUUGGAUUUUAGAUGAGACGUUAUGGACUUUCCUGACUAGUUUCCUUCUUUAUAUUUGUGUUAAUUAUUGCUGUGAUCUUUAUCUAGGUUUGGAUUCCUUAUUUAGAGACUCUAUUAAUGUUAGCAUCAAUAAUUGACAGAUGUGGAGAAAUGUGUGACUUUGAGAGAAACCCAACUGAACUCCAAAAAUGACAUUAUUUUGUCAUUUCCACUCUGCCGUUUAUUGGUGCUGUGUAUUUAAAAUUUGAAUGUUGCUAUGUAUUUGCCAAUUUGUACUGGGCACAAAUUUUACUUUUUUCAAAAUGAGCAUGAUACUUUCCAUGAAAUGUCCCUGAAUCGACAAAAUGAUAGAGAAGUAUAUAGACCAAGAAUGUUUAUUGAUAAAUUACAGCUGUUUACAUUUAAUGAAAUAAUUCAAAACAAAUUAACAUUGCCCGCAAUAUUAUUAUUCAACCAAAAACUGUUAGCAUGCUCCACGGUGUACUUUUGCCACAGAUUUUAAUUACUUUGAAAGAUUUUAAUUACUUUAUGGUGCCCAUAAAGUUUGAGAAAUUGAAUUGGAUGUUUAUGAUAGAGCAGCCAUAAAAAUAGAAUAUGCUUAAUGGCUGAAAAUGUUAUAGCGGAGUGAGGUUGCUGUCAUAAAAAUAGGUUUUAUUUGAUAUGGGCACCGAUUCCCUACAAUAUCAACAUAAAUCGAUUGAGAAUUUAACUGUAAAUCUUAUAAAUUUGUUUCAA
Bolinopsis microptera is the source of this 3227-nucleotide messenger RNA. RefSeq names its product alpha-1A adrenergic receptor-like. Gene Ontology annotation, molecular function: G protein-coupled receptor activity. NCBI's taxonomy places the organism in Eukaryota, Metazoa, Ctenophora, Tentaculata, Lobata, Bolinopsidae. The transcript has 6 exons. Gene Ontology annotation, biological process: G protein-coupled receptor signaling pathway. Gene Ontology annotation, cellular component: membrane. The record is from RefSeq and is a predicted model, not a curated record. The coding region runs from base 43 to 1482 and encodes 479 amino acids.